This is a messenger RNA of Alternaria atra, 369 nucleotides long. RefSeq lists its product as uncharacterized. The record is from RefSeq and is a predicted model, not a curated record. Bases 1 to 369 code for a protein of 122 amino acids. The transcript has a single exon. NCBI's taxonomy places the organism in Eukaryota, Fungi, Ascomycota, Dothideomycetes, Pleosporales, Pleosporaceae.
AUGAUCAAAACUUUCACAAUGCUGCUAGGUCAGGUUUCUACUUUCUACCUCUUCAUCAAGGUCAUCAUCUCCAGCUUCGCAAUCCCAACUACCAACCUCUCCACACUUAUCGACCUCGUCAAGAACACUACACAACCCACAUCAUUGCUCGUCGAUCCAUCAUCCGUCAAAGACACAGAAGGAAAUCCCACCGUUGCCUUCGCUCUCGGUGCAACGAAAACCAUAGCUCCAUCUACACGGCUUCAUACUCAGCCCAAGGCGCACACUAUCAGCAAGCGACGUACAACGAUGAGGAAGUCGAGGUACGACCUCUUUUCCAAGAUCAACGAGAUGCCGUCGAGUCCCGGCAUCCAGUGUGCAACCAUGUGA